Molecule: messenger RNA, 3094 nt
Organism: Zophobas morio
Lineage: Eukaryota; Metazoa; Arthropoda; Insecta; Coleoptera; Tenebrionidae
Product: katanin-interacting protein-like
Exons: 13
Coding region: 167-2914 (915 amino acids)
Source: RefSeq, a predicted model, not a curated record
CCGCUACCAUGGAGACGCACCAUCAAAACAAACCCAGCAGGUUUUCGUUUGAAAUCCGCAAUGUCAGAUUAGGAUUAGAGCAGUAGAGUGCAAUGUGAGCGGUCGUCGUGCUUCAAGAAUUUUGCUGGCAAAUUGGUAGAGAGAAAUUUAAGUGCUGGUGAGGACCAUGGAUCCGAACAUCCCGAUGAAGGAUGACGGACACGACAGUGUCAGAAAAUCAACAGAUAUUCCGUCCCAUGGGACCAUGCCGAAGUGGCUGGAGGACAUUUCACACAAAAUCGUCCAGAGUCAGAAUCUUCGCUCGCAGAGGAAUAAGAGUUUGGCUUAUAAUCUUGAUGUGAAGAGCUUUUUCGAAGGGCUGGAUCGAACGAGUCGGCGCCAAGCCGAAUCUGCAAAAUACGGCCGAAGAUCGUCCCUCACUUCCCAAAUAAUGGACGAAAACUUAACUAGCAUAUCCCACGCUAGAUCCGAGUAUCUCAUCCCACGACUAGACAACAAAUUCGACAUGAAAUCCCUCCGGCCGGAUCCCUGCCAAGCGGAUUUAGAAAAAUCAUGGAAAAGUCUAGACAACUUCAAACAGUCCCACAAAGGACGCCUAGACAGUGCCAAAAACUUAAACCUAGAUCCAAAGAUCGAUUACGAUUGCGUUCUGUCACCGAUUUCCUCCAGCGAGUUCGAAAGCGAGGUCGGUACAGUUUACAGCCCGUCUUUCUUGGACAGCACCGUGCCAAACAGGAGCAGAAGCGAGAUGUCCAAUUACCCGUUUAACGAAGCAAAGUUUGCCCUAACCUCGAAGAGCCAGACCGACCUGUUCCCGAGGCAGAGGUACGACCCGAUCUUCGAGCGAAAGAUUAGCGAGUAUCAGCUGAAGGUGGACAAGGAGAACAAGCUGCGGGAGGAGAUCAUCUGCGAGCUUUUGGCCGAAAACGAGAGAAUCACCGAAAGACUGAAGCGGUACAGCUUGGAGAGGGGCGAGCCGGACGCCAUCGCGGCGUCGUACCGGAAGUACAACAGCAACUCGAAGUAUAAGAGCAAAAGUUCGAAGAAGAGUAGCAAGAAGGAGAGUGUUUUUAUCAUUCCGGAGCUGCCGACGGGACAUACUUUGAUUAUUGAUAUUUUGAGUACUUGGGGUGACAAGUACUACGUGGGGUUAAACGGGAUUGAGAUUUUUGGAGUUGACGGAAAGCUUGUUCAAGUGAAGCGAAUAACCGCAGUGCCUCCAGAUGUGAAUGAACUACCUGAGUGUAAUAAUGACCCGAGAGUUGUGGCCAAUUUGUUAGAUGGUGUGAAUCGUACUCAAGACGAUAUGCAUAUUUGGUUGGCACCGUUCGAAAAUGGCUGCAGUCAUAUCAUCACGGUCGAAUUCGAGGAAAUUUCUACGCUGUCUAUGAUUAGGAUUUGGAAUUACAACAAAUCGAGAAUCCAUUCAUACCGAGGCGUUCGAGAUAUCGUCAUGUUCUUGGACGACACUCCCAUCUUCAAAGGCGAAAUCGCCAAAGCCUGUGGUGGAAUUUUGGGCGGAAUCCACGCCUUCGGAGACACCAUCCUGUUCACCACAGAGGACCAAAUCUUAGAAAACAUAGCCAAGAACGACCCGUCGUACUCCUUUCUGACGUCAGGACCGACUACCCCCAACAUCACAGACCGUCCUCCAACUUCCGCCCUCUCUUCUGACAUCCGUCCAAUCACAGGACCGGUAGCCAAAAGUUCUCCCACCGAUCAAAUCCUACUAGGAGCAACCCAAAUAGAUUUAGUUUUGUUGUCGAACUGGGGCCACUCUACCAUGAUCGGACUGACUGGAUUCGAACUGGUCCAAGGAAACGAGACUGCUAUUUUAGUUAAACCCAACCAGUUGAGCUGUAGUGUCAAAACUGAAACCUCGGGAUUGUCGAAACUGAUCGACGAAGACAAUAUCACCAACAACGAAAACAACAUGUGGUGGAUGCCGUUCGAGUUUGGCGAAGAGGUGACAAUCAGAAUAGAGUUCGAGGAUUCCAAAUACGUUUCAGGGAUACGAAUUUGGAACUAUAACGGCAAUCUAGAGACCUCCUACGCCGGCGUGCGUGCCAUGAAGAUCCUCCUUGAUGGCAAACCCGUCAAGAAUCCUCUAACCAAGAACGAAAUUUUCAUACUCCGACGAGCUCCAGGUAACAAGUUCUACGACUUCGUCCAAGACAUUAAGUUCGUCGAGGACUUAAAAGAACUGGAGGACAAUCAAGACGAGAUGCCGUCGCUUUUGGACCAAGACGAAUUUUACGAGCCGUCAUCAAUGCCGGAGGGUUUUGUUUUUCAGGUUAUAGUUUUUUCGAGCUGGGACGACCAGUACUACUGUGGGUUAAACGGGAUAGAACUGUUUAAUCAAUACGGGAAGAAGAUAAUUUUGGAGGAGCAAAAUAUCUGUGCCUACCCCGAGAGUGUUAAUUCUUUGCCGAACGUCGUCGGGGAUGUGCGGACACCCAAUAAACUAAUCGAUGGGGUGAAUGAUGACCAUACGGGGUCCCAUUCAUGGUUGGCACCUAUAAUACCGAAACAUUUGAACAGGAUUUACAUAGUGAUGGAUCAACCCAUCGUGGUGUCUUUGGUUAAGUUGUGGAACUACUCGAAGUCGCCAAAUAGAGGGAUUAAGGAGUUUGGGAUUUUGGUCGACGAUCUGUUGGUCUACAAUGGGACUUUGGAAAAGUAUUCUGAAGGUGCGAGUGGUUACCAAUGUGUUCUAUUUACCGAAAACGAAGCAAUAAUAGGGGAAGAAUACGAUACUGUCAUGAGAAAUAGUGCCUUUUCGCAAGAUGUGAUUCUGCUAGACCAAGACAUACGAACUACCAGUGGAGGUUCGCUGCCUGAAGCGGACCCAGCGUUGAGACCAUUUACCUCAGUCAAUUUGUACGAUAGGGGAUAUACGUCCAUAAGCCGUUAAGAUCACUUAUGGAUGAAAGUAUGUAUGUCUAAGCUGGUGGGCAAUUUUGUACUUUUCUAGAUGUUUAGCAUGUUGUGACGAGGGAGGAAAGGAUGCCAUUGGUGCCCCACGCGUAGGAUUGGUGGGCCAACUCGACUUUUUUAAAGCUACUUUUACGUAUUUGUUGUCUAUGGAUACUCU